AUGAAAACCUCAUUAACUGCUAAAGACCAUCCGUUGUGCAAGGGGCUCAUGAUUUCUUCCAUUUCCCAAAUGAGUUCAGGUGUAGACACAAAACUAUUAAAGACAAACACUGACUCUUCUGAGUCUUUUAAAGGCUCUGCAAAAGUUUUGAGUGAGCUGCUCGAAAGUUCUAAGAAUAUUUCUGCUGCAUCUUCUGAACUAGGAUCAAUUCAAUUGAGUGUCAACGAAAUAAGAAGAAGAGCUCAUGAACUGAGGAAAAAGACUGACGUCGAAAAAGACUACACAAAAGCGCAUUAUCUUUUGGCAGGAAGUGGUUUGGCACUUGAGGAUGUGGAUACUUCCUUGAAUAAUUUGCAAUCUUCGCAAUUGUUGGAACAAACCGUCCCUAAUCAAAGUACUGAAGGGGAAAUUGAUACGUAUCUGAAAGUCAGAAAAGAUGAAAAUAUUCUUUCCUCAAUUGAAAAUCUUUUAUCGAUGGCUGCGAAAGAUUUUGACAGUUUUGUCAAUCAAAAUCUAAAUUUGGACUGGGAACAACGCAAAGAAGAAGUGAGAGAAAACUUCGGAAUACUCGUCAAGAGAAAGGCAGCUUUGGACUACAAAAAUAUGGCGCCUUUGAAUCCAAAGUUGCCUACUUGGGGAAGUCGAGGAACUGGUAUUCUCAAUGGAGAAGGCGCAAGACUAAACGUGAACGAAAACUACGCAGUUCGUGAGAAGUUUGAAAACUACGCCAAGAUUAUGCAUAAGUUCAACAGUGCCAGACAAGCAAAACAAGAAUUUGCCUUGACGCACGAGUUUCUGAAUGCAGUUACUAGUUUAGGUGACUCACAAAAUAGGCAGCUCCUAGAAAGCUGGAAUAUUUUGGAAGGUCUUAAAAGAAAUCCUAACAUAAUCGAAACUGCAAAAAUUUAUUUACAGAAGCAGUUUUUUGAUUAUGUUGGCAAUCUUUACAAAAAGAACCUCAACGAAGGGCUGCCCACAAAUAUCAAUAAGAUAAAGUCCUUUAUAUUUUUCAAGUUGAGAAACCCCAAUAACACCUGGAAAUUUGGAAAUCUCACGAUUGUUAAUGGCGUCCCCAUAUGGGCCUUGAUAUUUUAUCUACUUAGAGCUGGGUUGAUACCAGAAGCACUGGAAGUUGCUGUUAACAAUAAGGCAAGUUUUAAGAAAGUUGAACAAUCAUUUGUGACAUAUAUUAAGGCAUACGCUUCCUCUAAAGAUCACAAGCUUCCUAUUGAGUUUUCAACAAGGUUACACACGGAAUAUAGCCAGCAUAUUAAGAGCGCUCUUGAUGGUGAUCCGUUCAGGCUUGCCGUGUACAAAAUUAUUGGGAGAUGUGAUUUAACUAGGAAGAAUAUAUCUUCUGUGACUCUAAGCAUUGAGGACUGGCUCUGGAUUCAUUUCAUGUUGAUAAAGGAUGAUGUUGCCGGUAAUGAUCCCGUCUACGAGAGAUACAGCUUGGAGGAUUUUCAAAACAUCAUAACUUCAUAUGGCGCAGAAAGGUUUACAAAUUAUUAUUUACAGGUUCUAAUCUUGAGUGGUUUGUAUGAGUUAGCAAUUCAAUAUGCUUAUUCUAUCAAUGAGAUUGAUGCCGUACAUUUAGCAAUAGGGUUAGCCGAUCAGAAUCUUCUAUCUAUCUGCACACAUGAAGGCAGAACGAACAAAGACCCUAAGAAUGACAGCGAAUUGAUUACACUGGAAGACAACCAGAGGAAAAUCAAUUUCACGAAAAUUUUAGGUAACUAUACAACGUCUUUCAAGUAUUCGGACCCCAGAAUUGCUGCUGAGUAUUUGAUUCUAAUUAGCCUUGUAAACACUCCGCAACAAAUCAGGCUUUGCCAUGAAGCUCUAACUGAACUGGUUCUAGAGACAAAAGAAUUUACCGUUUUACUAGGAAAAAUUAAUAGAGAUGGCACUCGAAUUCCUGGUAUCAUCGAAGAGAGGCGACCACUAUUAUAUUUGAGCGACGAAAAGGAAUUCUUAUACACAAUAACAGAGCAGGCAGCGCGGAGAGCUGACGAAGAUGGGAGAAUUCACGACUCGUUGUUGUUAUAUCAAUUAUCGGAGGAGUACAAUAUCGUUAUAUCGAUCGUGAAUGCUAUGUUAAGUGAUUUAUUGAGCAAUACUGACUUGGAUCAACCACUCCUGACGAUUGAUGAUAACAGCGAAACAAGUCCAAUUCUCAUCGCAAAGAAACUUGUUUCAAUAUAUAUGGAUAACCUUGAGAUAUCAAAGAAAAUUCAUACUAGGAACAAGGAGACUUGUAUAUUACUACUAAAACUGACUGAUGCCAGAAGGACCUACCAUGCUCAUCAAUGGCAAAAUACUUUAGCACAGAUCGAAGAGUUAGAAAUCAUUCCUUUUGCAGAUGAAAUAUCCGCUAGGAAAAAAGCUCAAGAGUUCUCUUCCCUGAAUGAAAACAUAAUCAAAAACAUUCCAAGCCUCUUGAUCAUGACAAUGAGUUGCAUUUUCAAUUUAAUUCAAGAUCUCAAUAAAAGCGAUUAUAGAUCAGUAACCAAAGAACAGCAAGUUCUUGCGUUGAAAAAUAUUUCGAAGAACUGUAUGAUAUACGCUGGUAUUAUCCAAUACAAAAUGCCGAGAGAAACCUACAGCACUAUGAUUAAGCUCGACAUAGGCAUGUGA
Messenger RNA from Zygotorulaspora mrakii, 2637 nucleotides. RefSeq names its product linker nucleoporin NIC96 (gene NIC96). The transcript has a single exon. The record is from RefSeq and is a predicted model, not a curated record. Bases 1 to 2637 code for a protein of 878 amino acids. Gene Ontology annotation, molecular function: structural constituent of nuclear pore. Gene Ontology annotation, cellular component: nuclear pore. Gene Ontology annotation, biological process: poly(A)+ mRNA export from nucleus; protein import into nucleus. NCBI's taxonomy places the organism in Eukaryota, Fungi, Ascomycota, Saccharomycetes, Saccharomycetales, Saccharomycetaceae.